CCUCCUCCUCCUCCUCCUCCUCCUCCUGUUUUUUUCUGUAUUACCAAAAUAUAAUAAUAAAGUUUCUUAAUUAAAAAAAAAGAGUCUCUGGCUUUAUGGGGAACGGUAUGGCUGAAAUUCCUCAACUCCAACCUUUCAGAUUCAAAUGUUGUAGAGUUGAAGGUGGUGUGAGAAACAGGCAUCGUUUUUGAUACCCUGUUCACCAGGAACAGGGAAUUUUCUUGGCGCAGUGGGCCAGAUCCUGAUCUUCCACCACCACCAUCACUGCUGACGAGCUUUGACAGGUGAAUGGAUUCAACGUUUUGCUCAUCAGCUGAUGAGUGCAGGAUUAAAGUCUUCUGCUUUCUCUGUGUGUGUCAGUUCCCUAUAGGGAGCUGGCGGGCGCAGCCAAUGCAGGACCAAGUCCCAUCCAUCAGCUGACAUCACACAAUGAUAUUAGCUGAUUGACAGUUAGGUGUGGUUUUAGGGAAAGAGCCUCACAGGCCACAUUGGACCCUUCAGCAGGCCAAGACCAAAGAUUCCUCACCACUGCCAUAAGUCAUCUCUCAUAAACAGGUUUGCAGAGGGUUUCUUUGUGUAUUGCUUCAGAUACCUGCCAAACCUGUUUAACCCUUGAGACAAAAAGGACAAUGCCUCUCUCUCAUUCCAUCUUCAGCUCUUAAAACUGCUGUCCAUUUCCAACCUAGAGUAAUCAUUAUGCAAAGUAAGGCAAUGCUUCUGGACAAUCAGUUACAGCCUCACCUUGGGCAAAAAAAUCCUGCAUUGCAGGGGGUUGGACUGGAUGACCCCUGUGGUCCCUUCCAACUCUAGGAUUCCAUGAUUCCAUAGGCAUACAAACAAAGUACGUAUGCUGUGGUUUCUGUAAACAUUUUGGGAGUAGACUGUUGACUGCUGGUGAUUAGCUGCGGAUGACGUGGGCUCGAAACUUGGCCUUCUUCCCGUUUCGUCUGUCAUCUGCUGGCAGCUGAUAAGACGGAGACAGAUGGGGAACCUUAGAAGAAUAACGUAACAUCGGUCAGACAAGGAGAUUUGGGGCUGCGUUCCUUACAAAAAGAGAUCCCCCUCUCUUUCUCCACCUCACAUUAGCUUGGCUUGAGGACCAUCCAACGUGGAAAUGACUGACAGGUACCAGCUGACUGAUAAGAACGGUUGGAACCUCUUUCAUCUUUCCAUUGAUUGCUGAAGUCCAGCUGUGAUGUUGAGAUGGAAGCUGAAGGCAACCUGGGACAUCGGUGACAAAUAUUAUUCACAUGUAAGGUUUUCCACCUUUCUGCUGCCUGAAUCCUGGAUGUAUGGCAGCCCUAAUGCAGAGUAAACACAGCCAAAGGGUUUGAACCAUUUGAUUUAUCCCCGGAGGCCAGAAAAGAAAGAAAAGGGAAGCUCCCAUCUUCUCUUGUGACCCAGAAAUGUGUUUCUUUCUGUUCAUUCUCACCAUUUUCUUUGUUAUUCCAACUGUAAAUAAUGUGGACCCUGCAACAGGCCCUGCUCCCCUUAUUUCCAUCAAAGGCUAUCAGGACCAAGGGAUCCGAAUAGUUUGCCGAUCCAGUGGUUGGUACCCAAAGCCUGAGAUCCUAUGGAGAGAUCCCAAUGGAAGGCAUUUGCCUUCACUGGGACAAAAAAUUUCCAUGGAGGGCAAUGGGUUGUUUGAGGCGCAGAACGACAUCAUCCUAACAGGAAGUUCAAAUCAUAGCCUAACCUGUGUGGUCCGGAACAGCUUCCUCAACCAGGAAAAGGAAUCAACUAUUCAUAUAGCAGAUGACUUUUUCCCAAAGAUCUCUCAGUGGAUAGCUGGCUUGUGUGUCUCCCUCAUGGCUCUGCUCGGCUUCAUUCUCCUCCUCCUUUACCUGUUUAAUAUAAACAGAAAGCUUUAUGCAGAACUGAGUUGGAGGAACUUGGUGAUGCCAAUCAAAAAAGCAAAUGUAACCCUGGAUCCGGACACAGCGCACGACGAGAUCAUCCUGUCUGCGGACCAGAAGAACGUCAUACAAGGCUUCACGUGGCACACCCUGCCUGACAGCCCCCUGAGAUUCAGCGUUGAGCGCUGCAUUUUGGGAAGCGAGGGCUUUUCCUCAGGAAGGCACUACUGGGAAGUCGAGGUGGGCGAGGAGGGGUACUGGGCCGUGGGGUUGGCAAGGGGUUCCGUGAGGAGGAAGGAGUGCCUCAGCCUUGACCCCAGCGAAGGGAUCUGGGCCAUGGAGAAGUGCCGGAUCCAGUACCAAGCUCUCACCGUCCCCGAGACCCCCCUGUCUUUGAGGAAGAGACCCAGGAAACUUGGAGUUUACUUGGACUACGAGAUGGGGCAAGUGGCGUUUCAUGACGUCAACCACAAGACACCCAUCUUCACUUUCCCCUCCGCUGCUUUCAACGGGGAGGAGGUCUUCCCUUUCCUGCAAGUCGGGGUGGGAUGCUGGCUUCGAGUGUGCCCCUGA
Molecule: messenger RNA, 2429 nt
Organism: Zootoca vivipara (common lizard)
Lineage: Eukaryota; Metazoa; Chordata; Lepidosauria; Squamata; Lacertidae
Product: butyrophilin subfamily 2 member A2
Molecular function (GO): protein binding
Source: RefSeq, a predicted model, not a curated record